Messenger RNA from Glossina fuscipes, 1731 nucleotides. It is a transcript of the gene Rlb1, whose product is annotated as myosin-11. The annotation marks the transcript as partial. Gene Ontology annotation, biological process: maturation of SSU-rRNA. The record is from RefSeq and is a predicted model, not a curated record. NCBI's taxonomy places the organism in Eukaryota, Metazoa, Arthropoda, Insecta, Diptera, Glossinidae. The transcript is spliced from 3 exons. Gene Ontology annotation, cellular component: nucleus; 90S preribosome.
AACGAAAAUGACGCCUCCCUCUGAGGGUCUCGAAAAAGUUUAGCAGUAAAAAAACAUUUAAAAUUUUCAGCAUGAAGUAAAGAAGCAUUUUCUUAAAAUUCUUUUCUCAGAUAAAAUAAUAUUAGCAACUAACCCAUAUACUCAUGGUCACUCAUUCGAGAUUGUUAAAGUACAGUAUUUUAGAACAGUUAAAAGAGUCAACCCAAUAAAUGAAAUAAAUCGCCUUCAUUGACUGAAUACGGAAUCGAUAUGUUACAUUUUCUCCGCUUCGCCCUGAGAGAGAAAUCGCUCAGAAUGUUUUCUAAGCUAAUAUGAAAAAAUUCAUAAGAUAUAUGAAUUCAUUUGCAAAAUUUUAUUAAGUAAAAAUUGCGUGACGACGACAACCCUUAAAAAACAUUACUUUUCACUUGAAAGGAUUUCGUUAAAAUGUUAAAUAAAUUAAAAUUUAAUAAUUUGGUUAUAUCAAAUAAAACGGAUAUACAGCGGGUGCGCACACAGACUAUUAAUAAAGUUGUUAAUAAAAUACGCAAACUGAAAAACGUAUUGGAAAAACGAGGGAAAGAUGAGAAAAAUCGACGAAGAUUGCUUAAGUUUACAGAGACCUUGGAACAUGUAAAGAAACUUAGCCGUAUUGAUAUUAUGAAAAAUGUCCUAACAUUGGAGAAAUCACCACCGACAGUUCUAACAAAUGGUUUAGUGAGCCCUACUGAGCUAGCCGUAGCCCUGUUGAGUUUAAAUAAAGUUAUGCAAAUGUUAAUAAAGAAAUUUAAAAAUGAUUUGCAAUUACUGCCAGAUGAAGCCCAUGCAUGGCGUAAGGAAUUAAUGCAAUCAAGUAAGAAAAAACAAAAAUUGGAAACUAUUGCAGAGAAAAAACGCAAAAGACAACAACUAAAAGAACAAAAGGCUACAGAACGUAAACGUAAAGAAUGGCUUGAAGAGAACACUCGAAAUAUAGAAACGGAAAAUGCUAAUAGCGGAUCUGACAUAUCUACUUUUGGAGAAUGGAAGGUGGAGUUUGUAGAUCCUGACAACGAGAAGCAAGUUGUAAGUCAAGCCGAGCGACCGUCGAAAAAGCUCAAGAGUCCUCUAGAAGAAACAAGCAAAGAGCUUGUCUCUAGGAAACUUAUAACUAAAGGAGGAAGCAGUUUGAAACGUACAGAUACCAAUGGAAAAAAAAAGGAUUUACUGAGUUCUUUCGAGAAAGCGCAGGAUUCCUAUACGGAAACCACGUAUAUAAUCGACCCAUUUUUCAUUACCAAUGGCGGGGAAAACUAUUUAUCCACUGCCGUUGUAGUAAGAAAUGUUAGUUUGGAAAAGACCGACUCUGGCAAAGAGGAUGAGGACUUUCAAUUCGUCAAACUGAAUAAACACACGAGGAACAAAUUACAGUUGCCUAAGAAGGAAGAAAGCCGUCGAAAGUCUACAGCAUUUACAAAGAAAUGCCAGAAGAAGGACCCACAAAGUACUAUAGAGUUAGAAUCUCUACAUCCUUCUUGGGCGGCGAAGAAAAAAGUAAAACCAAUUAUUAAUAGUUUUCAAGGCAAGCGAACAACAACAUUUGGUAACAAUAGUGAUGGCGAAUCUGCAAAUAUAAGCUUUCCGAAUGAAGAAAAUGAGCAGAGCUCCAAUAAUGUUGAUUUGCAUCCUUCCUGGAUAGCUAAACAAAAAAUGAAACCCACUAUUACUGCUUUUCAAGGAAAAAAAAUUAUUUUCGACUUGUCGGAUGAUAAC